Messenger RNA from Hippopotamus amphibius kiboko, 1307 nucleotides. It is a transcript of the gene NTPCR, whose product is annotated as nucleoside-triphosphatase, cancer-related. Lineage: Eukaryota; Metazoa; Chordata; Mammalia; Artiodactyla; Hippopotamidae. The transcript is spliced from 5 exons. The coding region runs from base 170 to 742 and encodes 190 amino acids. The record is from RefSeq and is a predicted model, not a curated record. Gene Ontology annotation, molecular function: ribonucleoside triphosphate phosphatase activity.
CGCAUGCGCGGCCGUGAGGGCGGUGCUUCCGGCCGGCGGAGGUGGGGACUGCGGCGCUGGGGGUGGGCGGAUCCUGGGUGGCGACCCCGACCCCUGCCCGGCUCGGAGACUUCGCCCCCCCGACCCGCGACCCCCACCAGGGCCGUGGCCCCCACCCCGGCCCACGCGUAUGGCCCGGCACGUGUUCCUGACGGGGCCCCCAGGGGUUGGAAAGACAACACUGAUCCAGAAAGCCAGUGAAGUUUUAAAGUCCUCUGGUGUGCCUGUCGACGGGUUUUAUACAGAAGAAGUCAGACAGGGAGGAAGAAGGAUAGGGUUCGAUGUUGUCACGUUGGCCGGCAUCCGGGGACCUUUAUCCAGGAUUGGGUCAGAGCCUCCAUCUGGAAAGCGUGAGUGCCGCGUUGGGCAGUAUGUGGUGAAUCUGACUUCCUUCGAGCAGCUGGCGCUCCCGGUCUUGAGGAAUGCAGGUCCCAGCGGUGGCCCGGGGCCGAGCGUGUGUGUCAUCGACGAGGUGGGGAAGAUGGAGCUCUUCAGUCAGCCGUUCAUCCAGGCCGUUCGCCAGGUGCUGUCCACCCCAGGGACUGUUGUCCUUGGCACCAUCCCCAUACCCAAAGGAAAACCGCUGGCUCUCGUGGAAGAAAUAAGAACCCGAAACGACGUCAAGGUGUUCAGUGUCACCAAGGAAAACAGAAACCACCUGCUGCCAGAGAUUGUGACGUGUGUGCAGAGAGGCCGGAAAUGAAGACGGUCUGUCCCUGCUUUUCUGCAGGUGAAGACAUUUCUUCGAGGAGAGCCCAAAUGCCCUGCUUGUCACGGGUUUUUGCCUUCGUGUUUAUGAAACCUUGGAGGCUUUUCCAAAGAAAGCCUGACAGCUGUUUCCCAUAAAAUGUUUAAAAGAUCAAAUUAGCCUUAAUGCUGGAUCGACUCUACAAGAUUCACCAUCCUCUGUGGCUUAUUUAUGCUGAGAGAUUUCUGUUUAUUUCCUCUUGCAGUGGUGCGUAUGAUUUGGGUAAAUUAUGAAAUGAGAAAUGGUUUUUGGCAUAUUAGAUGGAAUUUGCCCCCAUUGAAGUUUAUAAAUGUGUUCAGAGAAGGGGGAGAAGAGUUCACUGCCUAAUCAGUUUGGCAAGUCAGGAAAAAUUAACUCCUGCUCCAGGAGCAGCUGCAGUCUCCUGCAACUUAGCGUGAUAACAGUUAUUUGAUUUAAAAAAAUCGGUAUUCCAAAAAAAGCCAUUUUCGGUCCCCCCAUCUCUUACUGUGUAUCUGUUUGCUUAUUGCUUAAUACAAUAAAGAUGAAUGUCAUGGUUGCA